Messenger RNA from Mycena indigotica, 549 nucleotides. Its product is annotated as Hydrophobic surface binding protein. Lineage: Eukaryota; Fungi; Basidiomycota; Agaricomycetes; Agaricales; Mycenaceae. The coding region runs from base 1 to 549 and encodes 182 amino acids. The transcript is spliced from 3 exons. The record is from RefSeq and is a predicted model, not a curated record. Gene Ontology annotation, cellular component: extracellular region.
AUGAUGGUCUUCCCGCGUCUCUUCACCGUCCUCUCGGUUGCUGCUCUCAGCGUCGCCCUCGUUGCCAAGCGCGACGUCGCUGCUGUUGUGGCCGAUAUUGCCACAAUCACCACCCAGGUCACCAACCUGGACAACGCCAUCCAGGCCUUCCCCGUUUCUGGUGGCAGCCUCGCCGCUGCUUUGGGCAUCCACAACUCCGCGACCGCUCUCGUCACUUCCUUGAACACUGGAACCACCGAUGCCGUCGCCGCUGGCCCCUUCACCGAGGAGGAGGGCACUGCCAUUCUCGCGUCGGUUGAGGCCAUCGAGCCCACCAUCCUCUCCGCCCUCGAGGGCAUCGUUGCCAAGAAGCCCGGAUUCCAGUCUCUUCCCAUCGGCGGUCUCCCUGCCCUCAUUCUCCAGGACCUCCGCAACCUCCAGACCGCCACCACUGCUUUCGCCGACGCACUUAUCGCUGACUCCCCCGAGGACCUGGUCGAGCGGGCUACUGCCAUCCGUGACGGAAUUACCGCUGCAUUCGUACCUGCCAUCGCCGCUUACUCGUCUUAA